Messenger RNA from Mesorhabditis spiculigera, 5262 nucleotides. The record is from the annotation of a GenBank genome assembly. Lineage: Eukaryota; Metazoa; Nematoda; Chromadorea; Rhabditida; Rhabditidae.
AUGCGCCAUUUCCACCCGCAAAACUGGCGUUGCCACUUCACCGAGCUAUACCAUCAAUAUUCCCUUUUUCACUACGAGGAUCAGGAUCUCGUGGAUCGAUUGGGGCAAUGGCUAGAAGAUGCCGGUGUUCCACCCGACUUGCUCCACUUCGCGCUUCGCGGUCUUGCCGCGACGCGUGGCCCCCAUUCGACGCACGACCACCCUCAACGCCAAGCCGUUCACCACCAGCUGACCGGAAAUUCGACAAUUUUCCGGCGUGAGGGCCUUUCAGCCUCACAGAUCAAAAACAAGCCGCAAAUGCACUAUGCUACCGACAAUUCCCGUAGGAAUCACUGCUGGUUGGACAAAAUUUCGGAUAACAGCAAGAGUGCCGCAAGGAUCUCCGGCACCGUUGAUAUCGUCGAAAUCCCGAUUUUCCAGAUCCGCUACGUGGCCGCGACGUCGAUCACCGAUUUCCCCUUGAAAAUUGUCAGCAAGCGUGUGGAGAAGUUCGGCUGGGUGGCAAAGGUCUACCUGACGCGUCACCUGAAAAAAGGAGACCCGACGCCCUUCGCAUUCUAUCUGAAUGCAUACGAUAGAGAGGGAAUAUCAUUGGCCACAACUCACAUUGAAAUAUCCAUCGAGAAUGCCGACAACCAGGGGAUAAUGCCGACAUUUGAAGAGAAGAAAUGCCGACACAGGAUGGAGGAACCACCAUAUGCACACACCAAUAUAUUUCAAGUGAUGGCAAGCAGUGACGCCGGCGGGGCGAUCAUCUUCCGGGUUGAGCCGGAGGGUUCACCAUUUGAUGUGGGACCCUUGAAUAGAGAUGUCUACACAAAAAACACCCUCGUCAAGGGCAAGGACUACAGCUUCGACGUCGUCGCCAGCGACCGGAAUGGAGGGGAGUCGCGCCUUCCCUGUACCGUCGAAAUCGGAGCGCCAACGCGAAGCCGUCGCACCCUCGAAAAAGAAAUUGUCAUUCGAGUGCCGGAGGAUCGACCGCUUGGAUAUUUGGAUACGAAAAUCCACGUGAAAUCCACUGAAAAGCUACUCUCCGCUCCGCUGGUUCGCGACGUCUUUACCGUAUGGCAAAACGGGAAGAUCGAGUUGACAAAGGCGCUCAACUACGAGAGACAACGCGAACACUCCACUAUUGUCGUCUUGCAGGGUCACCGUACCGAGCGUGAAGUACUUGUCCGUCUCGUCGUCGAGGAUGUUGAUGAGCAACCCUCCUUCAUCAAUGGCCCAAAGCCAUAUCUGGCUGUUGUCCCACUCGAACGGCCGGUCGGAUUCCAUAUCUAUAAGUUCGACGCCCGGGACGAGUUCGGGGACGGCGAUUCCGACGUCGAGUACAAGCUGAUCAACACCGAACCCCCCGACGCCUUUACGGUGGACGAAAAAACCGGCGUGGUUCGUACGGGCCAGAAGAAGUACGACGAGGGCAAGACGUACAGGGCCUAUCUACAGGCCGUCGACAGAACUCCAAGGAGGGCAAAUGAGACACAGGUGUCCGAGGUGGCCGUGCUGGAAGUACUUGCCGGCGACCGCCCGCCACAAUUUGCCAAGCCACAGUAUGCCGUGUCGUUGGCAGAGGAUGCGCAGAUCGACUAUAGCGUUGUCGACACGGGUAUUGUGCACCUCCGGAAAUUGCUCGACCACGACGACCCGGCACAGCCAAGGGAACAUCGGUUGAUUGUAGCCGCCCAAGAAGACGGAAAAGAAUCCACCGUACCCCUCGAUAUCCGAAUCACCGACGUCAACGACAAUUCCCCCGUUUUUAGUCGUCCCCUGUACACAGCCCAGGUCAAGGAAGACAUCCCAGCCGGAACUGUCAUUUUGAAAGUUCGCGCUGAGGACAAGGAUUCGGAGGCAAACGCCAAGAUUCGAUUCCACAUUGAUGAUGGGAAUUUCAUAAUAAAUGAUGAGGGGGAGAUAUCGCCAAAGGUGCGUCUAGACGCCGAUCAGCACAAAGAGCGCUUCUUCAUCUACCGUUUCGAGGUGACGGCUGAGGAUUCUGGCAGUGCGCCCAGAAAAUCGGCCGCUACGGUGCACAUCCGUACGGAGAAUACAAAUGACGAGGCGCCAAUCUUCCUGCCGACCUCUCAAUAUACGGCAUGGGUAGCUGAAGAUGCCGAAGGAGGGACACCCGUCGUGCAAAUACAGGCCCGUGACCCAGACCGGGACCAGGUGGAGUACGCGCUUGUACGUGAUGACGGUGAUGAGGUGCUAGAGACGAGACUUUUCCAUAUUGAUCGGGAUACCGGUCUCAUCAAGCUUCGUUCGGGCGUGCGAGCAGAAGAUCUCCUCCUCGAGCCAUCCCCUCACAAUCUGACGAUCCGUGCAAAGGAUGAUGGCAGUUGUUGUGAUGGGGCGAGUCCGACUCAUAUCGCCAUGGCCACUGUACUUAUUGGAAUCGAAGACGUCAACAACAAUAAACCGGAAUUCCGGGACUGCGAGCGAUACAGUAAGGUGGCCAAGAUCAAGGAGGGCGUCUAUAAGAAGCAUCCGCCAACCGUCAUCAAGGUCGAGGCUGUCGACGAGGAUUCUUCGGCUAAUGGCCAAAUCUUCUACUCGCUCUACUACGCUCAAUCUGAAUCGAGAAAGCCGUUCAUCAUCGACAAACAGACCGGCGAGUUGAAGCCGUCACCCCAUGUCAUUUUCGACCGAGAGACAAGGCCUAGGGAGGAGGCAACCGACCGCGGCGAGCGUCCCCUGAUUGGUUUCUGUCAAUUCACGGUGGAUGUCGUUGACGUGAAUGAUAAUUCUCCACAAUUCGAUCGGGCAUCUUAUGAGACUUCUGUUAGCAGGAGUGAGGCUAUCGGAACGUCCGUGGUUACGGUAUUCGCGUAUGAUCAAGACGCUCCUCACAACGCCCGCAUCACCUACCAUCUCGCCGCCGAUCCGACGGCCGGACCUGAGUUUUUAAAAGACAUCAGCUACUUCGAGCUGUUGAACGUCAACUCGGGCGAGGUGACCCUCGUCCGCCCCAUCCCGCGUGAUCAUCACAAGGAUCGCUUCCAGUUCAAUGUGAUCGCCACCGACAACGGCGUGCCCGAACCACAGAAUUCCACCGUACAGGUGACGAUCAAAAUCCACGAAAAAGCGCAGCACGCGCCGCGCUGGCAGUCGAGUCCGGAUUGUCGCGAUGUGGUGACGGUGGCCGAGAAUAGCGUGCUUAACAAAGUGUUGCUACGCUGUCACGCCGUUGCCGGCGACGGAUCGGGCAGUUCGAUUGUGUACAAGCUGACCGCCACCGAUCCGUCACGCGGCGUCAAAGCCGACGCGAAGUUUAGGCAGUUCAGCCGGAUUGAGGAUGGGCGGGAGUGGGUAGAGGUGGCCAUCAUGGAGACGCUGGACUACGAGCAGGCCCAUAAUUACACCCUCACCCUCACCGCUACGGACGUCAACUCGCAAGUGUCGACGUCCCGUUCGCUGGCCGUACUCGUCGAAGACGCGAACGACGGUGUGCCCCAGUUCACCGUCGAUCUGUUCACGGGAACUGUCGACGAGGAGCUGACACCGGCCGAGUACUUGGACAAGUAUGAGCAUCGGCCGAUCACGGUUCACUACCGCAUCCUGGACGUGCCGGAUGCGUCGGCGUCUCGGCUGUUCCGUAUCGACGAGGUCACCGGCGAGGUCUUCCCCAACGCAAAAUUCGAUCGCGAGCAAAAGGACAUGUACAUUUUGACGGUCGAGGCGCGGGACAACGCUCCAUCCAGUCUGCCCGGGGUUUCCGGUCCGAAUAAGGACAACGUGAAAGUGCAAAUCGUUAUUGGCGACGUCAACGACAACGCGCCGACGUUUGACGAGCCGAAAUACACCGGCAGGGUGCUCGAAAACGCGGAGCCCGGCCACGAGAUCAUCACCGUCAAGGCGCACGACCUCGACAAGCACUCAAACCUGCGCUAUGAUCUGACGGGUGCGUUUGGAGGGCGUAUCCUCUUCGGCGUGCGCACAGACAGUGGGGCCAUUUUUGUCAAGGAGCCGCUCGACUACGAGACUGAAAGCGUGUACCAGCUGCGUCUGGUCGUGUCCGACGGAAAGCACAACACAUCGACGAGUGUCCAGAUUGUCGUUGAUGAUGUCAAUGACAAUGCGCCUGUAUUUGAUGAACCGGCGUAUAAUACUACCGUACUCGAACAGGAUGCCGAUGUGCCAAAGAUACUGUUCCGUGUUAGGGCUACUGACGCUGAUAAGGAUGAGAAAUCGAGGCGUAUCAUCUAUCGGCUGGAAGGGCAGGGGGCCGGAGAAUUCUUCAGGAUUGGAAGGGAAACCGGGGAGAUCGAACUGUUGAAGGAAUUGGAUAGAGAUCCUCCCCAAGGCGUGCCGGCCUGGAAAUUCAUCGUGCAAGCUGUAGAUGACGAUGGCCGAGGCCUAAUUGGCUAUGCUGACGUCCAGGUGAAAGUGAAGGACAUCAACGACAACGCGCCCAUAUUCCCCGAAAAUCUUCUUGGCACUGUCGAGGAGAAUCGAGUUCCACCUUCGAAUGACGGUGUCUAUAUCAUGGAUGCGAGGGCAAAGGAUUUUGACGAUGCGGCCACCGAGAAUGCACGAUUGGAAUAUUCAAUUUCAGUGAAUAAGGAAAUAGAUGGAGAACCUGUAUUUCGUAUAGAUCCGACUACCGGAAAGAUAUUUGCCAUGCGUCGUCUCGAUCGCGAACUGCCCUCAGAACGUCUCUUCGUCAUCCGCGUCCGGGCCGUCGACAAUGGAAGGCCACAGAUGGAAGGUUUCGGCAACGUGACGAUCCGCGUCGUCGACAAGAACGAUAAUGCUCCAUUCUUCGAAAAAUCCCUCUAUGAGGGUACGGUAGCCGAGACGGCGUCUAUAGGCCACCCCGUACUGUCCGUCAGGGCCCUCGAUGUCGAUGAUGAAGCACUUGACAACGUGUUCACGUACAGUCUCGUAGAUGAGGGCAAUCCCUUCUUCUACAUGUCAACGGACGGGGAUUCGAGUGGGGGCGCUGUCGGGGUCCUGCGCGUUAAGAGACCGUUGGACUACGAGGACCCCGUACAGCGACAGGGCUGGGAAUUGGCGGUUCGAGUAUCUGAUGGAGUACACGAGGCAACGACAACACUACGAAUUGCGCUCGAAGAUCGCAACGACCACGCGCCACAGAUAAAUGGACCGACGGAGAGGACGGUGAAAGAAGAUGCACAGAGAGGGCACUUCAUCGGCACGUACACCGCCAUUGACCCUGAUCAGGGGGAUACGGCAAGGGACUUGGAAGCAAUUUUCUACCUGGCUGGGUGCCAAUUCGACAAGUUUUCGACUCUAAAGGGA